AUGUCUGGUAACGGCUCUUUCUCCCCCACCCGGAUACACUCAGUAGCAGGAACAGCAGCAGCAACAGUAACACGGGAUGCACCAGCCAAAGUGUACGCACGCUUGAGGCCCCUACAAUUGGGGGUCAUUGAGAAACUUGCGCACCCAGCGUACUCUGUUGCACAGGACGGCUCCCUUCUGCUUUCCAUUCCUAAUGAAAGUGGUGACCAGGCUGUAGAGACUGCAUCCUUCCGCCUCAACGGCAGGGUCUUUGCGGAAGAUGUCGGCACCACGACGAUCUUCGUGGAGGCCAUCCAGCCGCUUAUAAUACAGGCUACAGAGGGAAUAAGCAGUUUGGUGGUAGCCUACGGAAGCUCUGGCAGCGGCAAAUCUUAUUCUCUCUUUGGGACAUUGGAAGCCCCGGGGCUGAUCCCUUCGGCCCUCGGCGACCUAUUCGCACACAUCGCCUCAUACGACAAUAAGACGUCCGCAUUUUCAAAGCCUCAACCGACUCUAGCCAUCGCCGCAGCCUUUCCAGGGGUUGGGAAGACACAAUGGAAGGAGGGCCUCCCCAACGGUUCAUCUGGUAGCCCACCUUGCGGGGACCCUCCUGUGCGAAGCGAAUUCAACAUCCGCAUGUCUUAUGUAGAGAUACGUGGAGAGCAAGUAGGCGAUCUUUUCGUUGCUUGUGAGGGAUAUUCUCCCGGUCAGAGGAUUCCAACGGUGGCUUCUAAACACGGCGGUAGGCUAGCGGACAGCGGAGAGCUCGAAGGACUUAAGGAAGUUGACGUAGAGACUCUAGAGGCGGCCAUUGCUCUUGUCACUAAAGCCUCCGCAUUCAAGAAAGCCCGUGACGGGAUCUUGGGUGCCUCCGGAGCUCAUAGCAUUUUCCGCUUGUCUGUAGAGAGGGCUUUAUGCUUUCCUCGAGAAAAUUUAGCAGCAGCAGAAAGGCACCCUGAGGAGCAGGGUGCAAAGACGCACGACGGAAAGGAGCCUUACGUGAAAGAGGAGCCAAAGAAAUGCACACGACAAAACGCGAUGGUUUUGAAGGCGGAGGUGAUAUUUGUAGAGGCUGGAGGCGUCGAAACGCUGAUCGCGUUGCCAACUGAGGGGGAGGACCGCUUCAACCGCAGUCUCUUUUUUUUAACGGAGUGCCUUCUGCGCCUAGCGGAAGCUCCUUCUUCUCUUGAAAGCUUCAACUGGUCGUCCUCUGCUGCGACAACUCUUUUAAGGAGGCCUCUUCUUUCCCCCGGUCACCUAGCCGUACUCAUCACGCUAGACCCCUCAGACCGCUAUGUGCCCGUGUCUCUCCCAGUGAUGAAUUUCGCUUCUAGACUCUGCAACAUCAAGAGACAUAUCGAGCAGCAAACGAUUCAGCCACGCAAGUCACGACUCUUCGAAUUGCACCGUCUCGUCCUACAGCAGAGCGAACUCCUUCUUAUUUGCCUCUCUGCCCUCCGAAAGAAAACUCCAUGCGCCCUGAGGCAGAGAAGAGCCAGUGAGUGGUGGGCUCCAACGCAGGAAGAGCAAGUCAGAAGAGUUGCCCAUAUCCAGGAGGCCGUGAGGAACCUGCAAGCCAAGAUCCUGUUAUCGGGGUCCUCUGACUGGUCCCUAUUAGAGAGCUCACGCUUGACAAGACUAAUAUUUCUUAUGAAGCAUCUUGCUUCGAACCGAGAUUUUCUCCGCUAUGCGUUGGAAACGGAUGUCGCUUUAAGGGAGAAUGUUCCCCACUUGUCAUCUCCCCGCCCCUUCUCGGCCCGCAGGGACCCCUCUCCUCCGUCUCAGAAGCAUGUCUACCUGAAGACUAAGGAAAAGCCUACAACGUUCAUGAGCAUGCAUGACGUGGCCGUUCAACUCAAGUGUGCGCCUUCCGGAAAGGAGCAGCCGCAUUCAGACGAGCUCCUGAACCUCACGGGCUCUCUUUUCUGUCAACAACUGAGCGACCUGCGAGGGCCCCGCGGCAGCGGCGGUGCCCCAUAUCCUCGAGGUAGGGGCCUCUCCCCUGCAGUUAGGCAGCUGUUUGCGCACGAAGGCAUCGCGUCAUCCGAUGCCUCUAGAUCGGAACAGCACUUUAACGGGGAGGCGAUUCACCAUGAAGCUUCAAUCGCCCAGGAACCCCCCCGCCAACACGAAGGCAGGGCUGCAUCGGCAGCACUUCCUAUUGCCGUUGCAAGAACCCCCCCCACAUACAGCUACGAUCAGCAAGAAUCAGUCUUUGAGAGCCCCCUUGUUGCGGCGCACAAUGGCCCUGAGCUUGGCUGGGAAGAGGGAGCCGAGGCACCGCCGCAAGUUGAGGACCUAGAUGCUGCAGAGCACUAUGCCAAUGGAGAUGUUGACGGUGCUGAGUAUUUUGCGUCUUCUGAGCAUGCUGUGAAUUUCCUUACUCCUGAGGGCCUCCAGCUACAGACCGAUCAGCCUGGCUGGAUAGACAUGAGGGAGCAGAUGCCUCAUACGCCUCUUGCUCAAGAAAUGAUAGCAGCCCCCGACGAGCAAGAGGAGGCUGAACAGAGGUACUAUUUCAGUGUUGAAUGGAAAAUGCGAGCGGCGCCUCCCGAGGAGACCCUCGGAGAGCUGAAGGCAAAAGAAGAUGAUUCAGAAAAACCGCCUUCCAUUACUUACAAGGGCGUACGGAACGAAAGUGGGCCAUUAGCCAUUAGCCAGGCGCCCUUGAAGACGAAAAAAGACGUGACUAUGGCGGCACAGGACCAAAUCUAUCCGGGAGAUGAACAAACAGGAAAUCCUGAAGAGUCGCUAGCAGAGGAUUUCGAAGCCAAGGUCCUCGCAGAAAGCCCCCCAAAGAACUCAGAAGAAGGCGCCAACAGGAUGAGUACAGAGGAGACAUCACAGGAGGAAAGUCAAGUAGGAAUGAGAAAUAGCAGCAUAGCAACAUCCGGAAGCUCUAGUAAAGGCGAGAAGGUUGAGAAUUCUUUUCUCUCGAAGCCCCAUUUCCGUCUUCGAAUUUCCAGUAAGGAUAAGGACGAGGGGAACUCGAAGAAACUCCUCGAGAAGGCCUCAGCUUUGCGGAGCGAGGUUCUGGCCCUUAUUAAUCAAAGCUACAGCAAGGAGUCUUUAGAAGCUCCCAGAAGUGAUCCUCCUACGGAAAAGAGGGGCUCUGUCCCGAGGGGUGGAAUCCUUCGCCGAGGCAGCAGCAAAGAGAGCUCCACGUCUGAAAGUACUCGCCGCCGUUUUUCACCAGACCUGAAAAAUCAUUUGAAAGAGAAAUCCUCUGAUAUCCGCGGCGCACCGAGGCCCUCAAGCUCUCAGCCUGAGCCGCAGACGCGGCAGCACCAAAAAAACGGUCUGGAGGAACCCCACGGCCUCUGUUUGAAGCAGUGUGAGCCCCCGCCUUGCACCGUCUGCUGCGUGCAUCAUGCCCAUGUGCCCGUUUCUUGCGUCCAUGCUGGCGUUCCGUAUUGGGGCCUCCCAGCUCAGGAAGGACGGCUACCCAGCAACGACCAAGGGAAAGAGCAACCAUCAAGUCCCAUGCGCACCCCCACGGCGUGGCCUCAGGCCGUGGUGCUGCCCCCAGGCGUUUCAUGGGGGCCUACGGUUCUUGCAUCUCCGAUGGGAGAAGUUCCACUUUAUCUGCAAGGUGCCUCCACCGAGGCGCUUAAAGGCUCUGCGACAAAGGGUGACGUCGCACAGGGGGAUUCGCUGCUGCUGCUGCGUAGGAGCCCUCCCCAAGUCCCUCAGCUAACACCGGCUGACAGGCGUCUGCCCCGCUUCAAGGCCGCAAAAGGCGGGGCAUCCUGGGAAAUUCCUGGCCCGUCGCCGAAGGGGGACGCUACGGCAGCCGAGGCAGCCCCCGGCGAGUGCUGCACCUUCUGCUUGCCAGAAGAACCAGAAAAUCCCCGCCGUGCCUUUGAUACAAAAAGUGAUUUGCUGCUUCAGCAGACUCUGAGGCCGUGGACGCGGGAACGGCGGAGGCGCACAGUAGAAGGCCCCAAGAGCAUGUAUAAAGACGUCCGUAGCGCUCGCGGCAGAUAUACUGGGAAGCAAGGGAAAAGGGCUGGAGCUGAAGGCGCUUUGAGCGGUCCUGCUGAGCGCAGUUCAACGGCGGAAACCAUCUCCCCAGUGUGUUGUCUCCCGAAUUGGGGGCUGUUCCAGCGGCUUGGCAGGCCUGCGCGGCCUCCUCCAAGAGCCUUUCCCACAGCUGCACGCCUGCUGGGUGCUUCCAGCCGCCCCCCAUUGCCACGAUCCUGCUGGAUGCGGAUAAAGGGUAAAGGAGUCCUCUGCAGAAAAGAAAGCGACUCGGAAUCCUCGUCAGCAGGGCCCCCUUCCGCGACGGAGUCGAGUGUGACUCUGCGGCAAGCUGCGUCUCCUCGAGUUUACCAAAAUAGCAGUGCACCGGCUAUAGGCCCCAGCUCCCCAAGAGGCCACCCCCUGGAAACCUUGGAGACAAAGCUAAAGAGCUCUCCAAGAAAGAACCCGUUCCUUGUUGUGCCGAAUGCAGUGCAUCGCACUCCAACGGCCCCUGCAAUACAAAGACAACAGGAGGGGCACCACCACAAAGAAGUACAGGUCUCCCCUGCAACCUUUCCAACAUUACAGCAGGAGAAGAGACACAGAGAGAUUCCACCCCUAUCUGCUCGAAUGCUCUCGAAUACUCCAGACCCCUCUUCGGGGCAUCGACUCCCGGAAAUUGCUGGAGAACCCACAGCACACUUGGAGGGCACUCCUGCAGGCACUGCCACUUGCUCGUCCCCAAAGAGGACCUCUGUUCAGAGGCCUCCCCUGGGUGCCCAGCCGACGAAUAAACAGUCAGUCCCCAGGCAGUCUAGCAUCCCAGCCAAUUGCUCCCGUAACGCCGCCUACCUAGAGGGCCCCUACCGGGGACCCCAAAUGCAAUCUGCAGCCCCGCCUUCCUUCCGGUGGGUUUCCAGACCUUCUCCUUUCCCAGCAGCAAGACGUGCCUUCACGCCUAGAGACGAAUAUGUCUCCAAGGCGAUUCCAAGCUUGCGACAGGAGGGAACCCCAGGGACCGGUGUGGCCGUCACUGCUCUUCCAAACUUUUGGAGGCCCGCUGAGACAGAGCAGCCGCCCAAUUGUCGUCUUUUCUGUGCCACUGAUACGUGUGGAGGCGCUUCAGCGGAGCCCUUGGCCUCUGCCACACCAGCAAGAAUUGUUAACAUUGUUUCGAGGACGCGGGGGGGAAUCCCCAUGGACUUGGAACUUGGAAGGGAAAAAUGCAGGACCGUCUACCCUCCAGAGAAACCCUUGAACAUUCCUGCAGAUAACCCAGAAGCACGAGCCCCCGUAGAGCCCGGAGGCUUGCCUUAUGGAGGAGCCUUGGAUGACACGAGGCCGAAUACGUGGACGCCGCAGCAGGCCCCCCACCCAAUGUGCUGCGGAGAAAUUCCCGCUGCAUUAGUGCCUGGGCAGGUGUGGGCACGACCACUCUUCCUCCCUGCUAACACGAAAGAGACUGGGGUGGCCUGGGAAUCCACAAGACCUCGAACACCGGCAGCGUACUAUGCCAACCUGCCAGCAAUGCCAUGGGGGCCGCAAAUCAACCCUGGAGCCCUAAAAAGUCCGGAUAAGGCGGUCCUCACUUCACCUCGCAACGUCUCAGGAACCCCCGGUGCGCUUCGGAGCUCCUCCGUGGGGCCACCUCAGGUGCGUAGAGAUCCUUCAGGAUCUCACAGCGCUGCCCCGCUAAUGGGGCCAGUGCCCAGUUUCACGGAGGGGACCCCUGCGGUACCCUCUCAGGGCUUCCGUGCCGGCCUUGGAGAGGAAGGAGAAGCAAAUUGUUUCGAAGAAUGCUUAGACUUUUGGAAUGAAAGAGUUGGCCGGUUCUACGCACGGAGACCGAAAAUGGGAGCUAAAGAGAGGCAUUUGUCGCGUGGUCCCCCUAACAAAAGAGCCACCGUUACAUCAGGUGAGGAAACGAGGUGUCCCAGUCCAGCAACAAAGGGGAAAAAGCAAUGUGGGCCUCCCUACAGCUGUGCGAUCAGCACUGCGUUUGGAAUAGGUGCUCAAUAA
Messenger RNA from Cyclospora cayetanensis, 5961 nucleotides. RefSeq lists its product as uncharacterized. Gene Ontology annotation, molecular function: microtubule binding; ATP hydrolysis activity; ATP binding. The transcript is spliced from 9 exons. The record is from RefSeq and is a predicted model, not a curated record. Gene Ontology annotation, cellular component: microtubule; kinesin complex. Bases 1 to 5961 code for a protein of 1986 amino acids. Gene Ontology annotation, biological process: microtubule-based movement. Lineage: Eukaryota; Apicomplexa; Conoidasida; Eucoccidiorida; Eimeriidae.